AUGGAUCCAUUUUCUAUUUCCUCAGGAGUUGUUGGGUUCAUCUCCUUGGGACUAACUACUGCUGGUGGGAUCAUCAAGUACUGCGAAUCAUAUCGAUCCCGGGAGGCGGACUUCGCUCAGUUAAAGCACCACGCUGAGGAGCUAGAGUCGUUCCUCAGCUCGAUCCAUGACCGAACCACAGCGCCGCAAACUCUUCCCGGAGACAUCGAUACCUCUUUGCAAAAAUGUCGCGACGCCUGCGAUGCAUGUCUGAACGAGGUCAAGCGAUUGAAUUCGAAGUACACCUCCCACCCGAAGCCUAGGUGGAAGCCGUUAAAGCGGUUGAAAUACCCUUUCGACAAGGCCAAACUCGACGAUCUCCGAUCUCGCUUACGAGAAUUCCAUGCUAGACUGCUGGGAUUUAUGCAGUUGGUUAAUCUGGACGCUACGCGGGACAUAAGAAGUGUCGCCGUUUCGGAAUCUGCCAAGAUAACACUUUCGGUAGAAACGGUCGGAAGAGAAGUUCAGUCUUCUCUAUCGAAUGUGCAGCAAGUAGUGACCAGCGCGAUACAUACUACUGCUAACCAUCUGGAAUCAUCCUUCCGGCGUGACCUUGGAGAGACCGAGGUGCAUUUGAUGUCAUCCCUAGACGGAAAUCGCAAUCAACUAGAAUCGUCCUUUCAGCAUAGCCUUGGAGAAACUGAGACGCAUUUAAUCUCAUAUUUGGAGAACAACCACAGUGCCCUAUCUAACCAAGUCUCCCUAAUCACCGUGACUCAAGAAAAUCAAUUUUCGUCGUUCAGGCAAUACAUGGAUCAUCGACUCAGAGUCUUGGAGCAAAAUCAGCAAGAGUUCUUCACCAGGGCCUUAUCUGCGAGCGCUGAGGUUGAUAAACCAGAGGAGGUCCUCAAUUCAAGCAAUGCUGACUGCCGUUGGAUCAGACGAAGCGCCAGGGAGAAGAUGAAUCUCGGGAUGUCCGAGCGCAGCAUUUUCGACUCUCUUUGCACCUGUUCAAAGAUGCAAAAGCGCCGUUCGACCAAACAACAUCAAGACGGUUGCGUAUAUUCCUUGAAACAAUACGACAGUUGGACUUUCAACAGAAGUUUUCGAGUCUUUCGCCGGGCGGUCACUGUAGCAUGCAGGUUCGAGUAUGCUCGAAUGAAUUGGGCUCGCGACUGGCGUGUCUAUCCAAAUAUGACGGUUCGGAUGACUGUGCCGCGGUCCUCGCCGGCAUUCACUACAAUGGAAAAAAUUAGCUUUGACUUGUACCGUCAUGUACAGGACAUGGAAGAAUUGUUUAGGGAUUGCUUGGUUAGACUGAAACUGAUAUUUAUGAAUGGUGAAGGAUGGCCAACAGAUGUUAGAGAAGAUGGCUCAAACUUGAUACAUAGGUUUCUUGUAGAUUGUUACGUCUUUUUAAUAUCGGCUAAAUCGUAUGAAAAGACCCGCCCCAUUAUCCAAUUCGUAGUCGCGUUGAAAGAGUUGGGCGUGCCUAUAGAUGACGAUUCAAUAUUUGGCACGCCUCUUGCUUGCAUCGUCCGAACUGGGCGUGGAACGAAUCCCUCCAGCUUAAUACUAACCCAUUUUAUGGGAAUCCUUGAAACGGAACCUGCUCCAUUUGAUCGGUUAAGUGAUUACCAGGUCGUGAAUAUAUUAAGAUGGAGAAAUCCUGAACUAUGUGAAUUGAUUAAGUGUAACGACCUGACCCGCCUAGUUCUUCGUCGCUGCAAGCCCGACAUUCUGGACCUUCUUAGAAGUAAUCAUUCUCUCAUAGAUUACAAUGCUGGCCCGAAACUAACCACGCUCCACUUCGCGGUCCCUUGGCCUGAGGGGCUUUCUCUCUUGAUCGAAAAUGCAGGAGAACCCAUCCAAUCGAUAAUUAACGGCUUCGACGGAUAUAACAGUCCUCUUCAUUACGCGAUAAAUCUGGGAGAGCUUAAUUCUGUAGCUUUGUUGCUCAAUGCAGGUGCAAGCAUUGAUCCAGAGACAUUCUCCUAUUUGUCUAAGCUAUUAAUAGAGCAGGGUGAACCAGCCGAGAAAAUAAUGCAUGUCGUGGUUGAAUCACUGGCACGGCAGCGAAGAGACUUGUUACGAAUAGCCUUACAGUAUCUUCCUAAGGAUACUAUUGAAGAACUUCAAUUGCGGAACGAGAGGCUUCUUGACGAUAAAGCAUUCGCCGUCGUAGAAGCGCUAAGGCGACAACAUGCUCCCAUAUCCACGGCCUACGAGUUCCUAAAACCCGGUUCAGUAUACCAUUGGGAGUAUUUAACCGCCCGCAUAGCUCGAAAGCUCUUCGAAGUCGGCUUCUGCAACAUAAACUCCAGGUUACAAGGAUACACUCCGUUGAUGAUACAAAUUUUAACAGCUCCAGCUUACGAGGAUUACAUUUUGGAACUUAUUGUCUGGUUUAAAAAUCACGGGGCUGACUUCCAUACACCAGUUGAUAUCCCCCCUGAUAUUUCUCCUGCUCAUGACGCUGUGAAAACUGGCAUCACGACUUAUGUCAGCCCACCGAGACCACCUAUCCACUUUCUCAUGUUCAGGCUGGGUCGUAAAUUAACAUAUAUUUCUGAGUACGAAGACCCUGGUCAAAUCUUCACAGCAAACCAGCCGGUACUUUCUUCCUUCUUUGGGGACGACACGACAGACUCCUGCAUUUGUUACUGCGCAGCCCACGGGUGCACUCCGACUUCCAAGUUUCUCAUUGCUAUUUUGGAACAGAUUAGGUAUUAUAGGGAUAAUGGUGAUAUCAACGAAACUCUCAGGGUAAUACGAUGUGGCGAGCCAGUGAUAUCCGAAGAGAAUAAAUCCAAGGUCUCAUUAGAAUACAUCCGUCUCAUUACGCACUGGAGUCUUGGGAUGCGUCAUACAUGCUGUCACCUUGACGAUUCGCCCGAACUAGAACAAGGCUGCAACUUAGUUCAUGUGUUGGAUAUAGGCGAGAUCCAAGAGAUACGAGAGGAAGAACGAUACCUGGCGAAGCGGCUAGAAACGCUGGUAGACGAGUUUGAGAAGAGAUUCCAGGAGCUGAACGUUCCGCUAAGCCGGUUCAUGGAAGAAUACAUGAUUCCUAGACUUGAAGAAGUCAAAGAAGAGCGGGAUGAGUUGUCAGCUGAAGAGUUGCACGCUAUUAGGGAGACCGGAGUUAUUCUGUAUGAAGAUUGA
This is a messenger RNA of Daldinia caldariorum, 3144 nucleotides long. RefSeq lists its product as uncharacterized. The transcript has 5 exons. NCBI's taxonomy places the organism in Eukaryota, Fungi, Ascomycota, Sordariomycetes, Xylariales, Hypoxylaceae. Gene Ontology annotation, molecular function: protein binding. The coding region runs from base 1 to 3144 and encodes 1047 amino acids. The record is from RefSeq and is a predicted model, not a curated record.